Molecule: messenger RNA, 1185 nt
Organism: Cryptomeria japonica (Japanese cedar)
Lineage: Eukaryota; Viridiplantae; Streptophyta; Pinopsida; Cupressales; Cupressaceae
Product: probable disease resistance protein At1g58602
Exons: 3
Coding region: 1-1185 (394 amino acids)
Biological process (GO): defense response to fungus
Molecular function (GO): ADP binding
Source: RefSeq, a predicted model, not a curated record
AUGGCAGCUGGCCUUGCUGACGGUGUCAUUGGCAAGCUAACUGAGAUGGCAGUACAACAGCUGGCCAACGAGGCACCACUGGUAGUUUACUUCACAGAUGACUUUGAGUGGCUGUGUAAGAAGCUCACGUAUGUGAGAGGGUUUCUCACAUAUGCAGAUGGGCAGAGUGCACAGAAUGAGUUGGUGGGAAAAUGGCUACAAGAUGUUUGUGAUACUGCUUGGGAUGCAGAGGACAUAGUAGAAGAAUGUACCAUCUAUGGUAACAGCCCUGAAUCUUUUGUGGGUUGUCAUACAAGAUCUCUGUUUCGGUACAGAAUGGGGAGAAGAAUUAGAAAGGUGAGAGGAAGAUUGACAACCAUAAUGCAAGAUGCAAAUGAGCUGAAUCUGGUUAGUGAAUUGUGUCAUUCAAAUGAAGCCUCGAGCAGUACACGCAACAGAGGAAGAGAACGGAAGAAAUCAAGCUUGUUGGAGAGUGGUACAAGACCCGUGGCCAUUGACCGUAAGAUUCGACAUAUCGUCGGCCUGUUAGAUGACCCUGUUGUUCCUGUGAUUGUUGUUGUUGGCACGGGAGGGAUCGGCAAGAUAUUUCUGCUUCAGCAUGUCUUUUCAAGAGCACAAAAGAAAGUUCCUAAGUUGCAGUCGGAUCUAGCUUCUAAAAUCCAUGUGAGAGAUAUUGGUGGAAACGAAGUGAGUGAGGAUGGAGAGCCUAUAAUUAGUUUAAGAGAUGUUGUAAAGGAACGAGUUAGUGAGGUGCGUGCAGCGGAGUGCAUUCAUAGCCAUUUACAAAGAUCAAGGUCGUUGAUUGUGUUGGAUGAUGUGCGGAGAGAAACUAUUCAAGAUAAUUUGAUAGCAAACCUGGGUCUUCCUGUUAGUGAUAACUGCCACUGCAAAAUUGUUGUCACCAAUAGAAACAGAGAAGUUUGCAGAAAUAUGAAUGCCCACAUUUAUGAGAUGGAGUAUCUCUCCGACGAGGAUAGUUGGAAAUUAUUUUGUGCUUAUGCCUUUGCAAAUUAUCCCCCAAAAGAGUCUCUGCCACACCUUGAGAAGAUAGCUGGUGAUAUUAUAAAGGAGUGUGGUAAGCUACCAUUGGCUAUAAAAACAAUUGCAGGUUCUCUGGCAGGCAAGACACUGCUCUUAAACCCUGUUUUGCAUAUUUUUCUCUGUUUCCCGAAGAUGAAGAAAUAG